Cyclocybe aegerita is the source of this 345-nucleotide messenger RNA. The record is from the annotation of a GenBank genome assembly. Lineage: Eukaryota; Fungi; Basidiomycota; Agaricomycetes; Agaricales; Hemipholiotaceae.
AUGAACCAGCCAUCGCCAGGAGACGUAUUCUCAUCUCCCCGGAUGUCGAACGAGUCCGAUCUACGCCCUCCCUCCCCGCACAAUAACCUCCAGCAACCGCCCGAUAUGCCACAAGGCGCUCCACCACCCCAGCCAGGAAAUACCCCCGGGGGUCCUGGGGCCAGUAACGGUCGAGUGAUGUUGCCCGCCAGCGAUCUACAGGCCCGUCUCACUGUCAUGAGGCCGAUAUUACUCCAGCAGGAAGCCACUAUCCAGAAUCUGAAUCAGCGAUUGAAUGCUAUCAGAGGAACGAAUCCACCUGAAGAGGCCAAAAUUCUGGAAAGGAUCAAGGAGGCUAGUGCUUAG